Molecule: messenger RNA, 1841 nt
Organism: Capsaspora owczarzaki ATCC 30864
Lineage: Eukaryota; Filasterea; Ministeriida; Capsasporidae
Product: cytochrome P450
Exons: 4
Coding region: 110-1678 (522 amino acids)
Molecular function (GO): heme binding; monooxygenase activity; oxidoreductase activity, acting on paired donors, with incorporation or reduction of molecular oxygen
Source: RefSeq, a predicted model, not a curated record
CCUUUGUUGUUGUUGACUUUGAUUGUAUUCUCGCUUUGCAUUUACAGUCGUCCCUUUCACACUCGUUUUUGGUUUUUUUUUUCAUUUUCUACUUUGAUUUUCUACUGACAUGCUGCUUGCAUUGCUGGAGGGCCUGCUGCAGCUCGGCGGAGGCAGUCCGGGAGCGGGUGCCUGCUCGACGACAACAAUCGUCCUGCUGGUGCUCACGGCGCUGCUCGGCGGGCUGGUUGCGUACACGCAGCUCAGCCGCACACGCCGGCUCGUGUCGCUGCUGCCAGCCAUGCCCGCGCUGCCGCUGAUUGGCUCUGUGCCCUGGUUUGAGCUGGACGACGCGCGCUUCUUUGUCCAGUUUGUGGGUCUCGUUCAGCAGUUUGGCAGCGUGUUUACCAUCUGGCUGGGGCCCAUCCCGAUCGCCGUCCUCACCGCCCCAGAGUCUGUCGAGGCCGUGCUUCGUGGCUCGCAUCAUAUCGAGAAAUCCUUCAUUUACUGGUUUUUGACACCCUGGCUGGGUCGCGGCUUGCUGACCUCAGGCGGCGACAAGUGGCGCACUCGUAGACGCAUGCUGACGCCGGCCUUCCACUUUGACAUUUUGCGCGGAAUGGUCGAGGUGUUCCGCGAGCAAGCUGAGGUCCUUAUUGGCGUUUUGGAUGCCAGCGCAGACACGAAAAAGCCGAUCGAUGUCUUCCCGCUGGUCUCGCUGUGCGCACUGGACAGCAUUUGCGAAACGGCCAUGGGCAAAAAGCUGCACGCGCUGAAACAGAGCGAAAGCACCUACGUCCAGGCUGUCUUCCGCAUUUCCGAACUCAUCCACCAUCGCCAAAAGUUUCCCUGGAACUGGCCGGAUUUCAUCUACAGCUGGCUCCCUGAUGGGCGCGAUCACACACGCGUUCUGGCAGAGCUCCACAACUUUACCGACUCGGUCAUUGCAGAGCGACGCGUCUUCCUCAACGACAACCCCGACGUGACAGACGAGCAGGCCGACUCGUCCAAGAAGCGCCGUCUCGCGUUUUUGGAUUUGUUGAUUUCUGCGCGCGACGAGGAUGGCAACCACCUUUCCAACAUGGACAUUCGCGAGGAAGUUGAUACAUUCAUGUUCGAAGGCCACGAUACCACCGCUGCAGCCUUGGCAUGGUCGUUGCAUUUGAUUGGCAGCCAUCCCGAUGUUCAAGCAAGAAUCCACGAAGAGCUUGAUCGUGUGCUGGGCAGCGAGCCGUCGCCCUCGUUUGAGCAGCUGAAGGCCCACGAGUUGCCGUAUCUCGAGAUGACGCUGAAGGAAGCACUUCGACUGUUCCCAUCUGUGCCGGCCAUCAGUCGCGUUCUCGACCAGGACAUUGACGUCUGCGGCUACAAGAUCCCAGCAGGGCUCACCGUUGGUCUCAUCCCGUAUGCUGUCCAUCGCGAUCCAAAGCAUUGGCCCGACCCGGAAGCAUUUAAUCCGGACCGGUUUUUGCCCGAGAACUCAGCCAACCGACACCCGUACGCCUAUAUUCCGUUCUCCGCCGGUCCCAGGAACUGCAUUGGACAACGGUUUGCCGAGUUUGAGGAGCGUGUCGUCAUGGCGUCCAUCCUGAAGCGAUUCCGGAUUGUGUCAACUCAAACACGAGACCAGCUUGCCCCCCUUGGCGAGAUCAUUUUGCGGCCUCGAGACGGUGUCUGGGUGACGCUGGAGCGACGCUGAGUGGUCGACACAAUAGAGAUAUCGUUUUUUUUUUCUCCUCCCUCCCCCGUCUGAUUUCGUUUUUGGCAUUAUUGAGUGAGUCUCUGUUCUUUCCUUCCUCCGAUUUACGCAUGCACGAUUGUGUCCAGUUGUUUGUACAAUAAUUGCUUUCGUUUUUUGAGCA